AAUUUAAGACACUCAACUGCGCUAUAGCGCUCUCUCUCUCUCUCUCUCCAUCUUAGCUUUAGCUCUAUAUAUAACCUUCUUCGAUCUUCCAUUUCUCAUCAAAGUCAUCUCUUUAGCUAGAUAUCGAAGCUUAUAGAGCAAAGAUGACUUCCAAAUUGCUUCUUUUUUUGUUUUUUGGUGCCCUAAUUUGCACCACAAAUGCUAGGAAGCUCAUUACUCAAAAGGGUUCUUUUGAGGAGCAGAAGAACUUGUUUCACCACCCUGGAUUAGGUGGUGGGCUUGGUGGAGGAGCAGGAGGUGGUGGUGGACUUGGUGGAGGAGCAGGUGGUGGACUUGGUGGGGGAGCAGGUGGUGGACUUGGUGGGGGAGCAGGUGGUGGACUUGGUGGGGGAGCAGGUGGUGGACUUGGUGGUGGAGGUGGACUUGGAGGAGGAGCAGGAGGUGGAGGUGGACUCGGAGGAGGUGCAGGUGCAGGUGGUGGAGCUGGAUUUGGAGGAGGUGCUGGGGGUGGAGCUGGAGGUGGUCUUGGUGGAGGUGCUGGUGGUGGUGGAGGAUUUGGAGGUGGAGCUGGCGGAGGAGUAGGUGGAGGAUCUGGUUUUGGUGGUGGAGCAGGUGGUGGAUAUGGAGGUGGAGCUGGACUUGGUGGUGGAGCUGGAGGUGGAGGAGGAUAUGGGGGUGGUAGUGGCGGGGGACUAGGUGGUGGAGCUGGUGGAGGGUUUGGUGCUGGUGGCGGUGCUGGUGGUGGACUUGGAGGUGGAUUGCCUUGAAGACACAACAAAAUGCGUGCAGCUACUCCAUCUUAUUCCAAAGAUUAAUCUCAAUAUGAUACUAGAAGACUAUAUUGGCGUACUUCAUUAUUCUGUUGCUUGCAAAGCCUCUCAUUUUACAUGUAAUUGUUUGAUGUUUGUUCCUAAUUGUUAAUGAAAAAAAUCAGUAAUGAUUUCUAAAUA
Molecule: messenger RNA, 950 nt
Organism: Ricinus communis (castor bean)
Lineage: Eukaryota; Viridiplantae; Streptophyta; Magnoliopsida; Malpighiales; Euphorbiaceae
Product: glycine-rich cell wall structural protein
Exons: 1
Coding region: 144-767 (207 amino acids)
Source: RefSeq, a predicted model, not a curated record